Messenger RNA from Brienomyrus brachyistius, 4420 nucleotides. RefSeq names its product guanylate cyclase 1, soluble, alpha 2 (gene gucy1a2). The transcript is spliced from 8 exons. The coding region runs from base 387 to 2543 and encodes 718 amino acids. Lineage: Eukaryota; Metazoa; Chordata; Actinopteri; Osteoglossiformes; Mormyridae. Gene Ontology annotation, molecular function: guanylate cyclase activity; heme binding. Gene Ontology annotation, cellular component: guanylate cyclase complex, soluble. The record is from RefSeq and is a predicted model, not a curated record. Gene Ontology annotation, biological process: response to oxygen levels; cGMP biosynthetic process.
UAGUGAUGGUGUGGUGGUAGGGACUGGAUGGUUCAGCGGUUGCUGAGCUCUCCGGCUGGCAUCGGGUGCUGCGCUUCGCCUCCCAGAUUCCCGCAUUUGCGGUUUCCUGGAUGCGCACUGACCCGCAGAACCAUGAAGAUCUUGCUCGUCGUUUAUCACGCGGACACCGGGCGGAGCAUUUACUUCUGAUGGUUAUACUUAUUUAUUGCGUCGGGAAGAAGGAUUUUUGAACAUCGGGUGGGAAUGAAACGCACAUGAUGGGAAUCUGCGUCUUAUCCUGCGCUGUCGGGAACAGCUGAUCGCCCCUGGAUUUUAACUCGUAUUCUGCCUCUCGUUCUCCGCUUUGCCCCCCAGUCUUAAAUUCUCAAUCUAAUGAAUCCCUUUGGAUGCCCGGUAUGUCUUCGAGGAAGAUCUCAUCGGAAUCAUUCAGCUCAAUGGGGUCCGACUACUUGGAGAGCCCGGACGACAGCGAAUGCCCCAUGUCGCGGAUGCUGUGGAACGGCCGGAGCCCCGUGGAGUCCCUGCCCAGUCCCUUCGAGGACGUGGUGGUGAAGCGGACCACCCGGCGCAAGCGCGUCAACCUUGACUCGCUCGGAGAGAGUCUGAGACGGCUCACCUCCCCGACGAGACACACGGUUCAGCUGGCCCUGCAGAGGACUCUGGAUGCCUACAAGCAGAAGGGGAUCAGGUGUGACGAGGACGGGGCAGAUGAGGGUGGUGAGCCCGGAAAAUGCCCCUUCUUGGAGGAUUCGGGGUUGGGGGAGGAGAGUGACAUCUCAGGAAUCCUGCAGUACACAGCCUCCUUACUGGGGCUGCGGUUCGAGGAGCUCCGCGAGCACUUUGGAGAGGAGCUCUUUGGUCUCUGUUUUGAGGAGAACGAGCGGGUCCUUCGUGCCCUGGGCAGCGACCUGCAGGGCUUCUUCAAUGGCUUUGACGCACUCCUGGAGCACAUCCGCGCCUCCUGUGGCCGGCGCGCCUCCACCGAGUCGCCCUCCUUCCUAUGCAAGGACGCCCCUGAGACUGGUAGCCUGCUCUUGCACUGCUUCCACCCAGCGCCCCCUGUGGGCGUGGCCAUGCCUGGCCUGAUCCGCGCCGCCGCCCGCAGGAUCUACCACAGGGAGGUGGAGGUGGAGGAGGCGCAGCUGACACUGGAGGGGGUACAGAGCGAGACGGCCGCCUCCUCCUGCCUGUCCUUCCUAAUUAAGGAGCCCCGCGCCCCAGGGGGGCCGCAGACGCUGCCCCUCGAGCUGUCGUGCUCGCCCCCGGACCUGCGCAUUGGCCUCAGCACCUUCUGCCGCGCUUUCCCCUUCCACCUGGUGCUGGGACCUGACAUGACCGUGCUGCAGCUGGGCGAGGGUCUUCGCCGCCAGGCCAGGUGCGACCCUCACCGGACCCUGCACUUCGCCGACUGCUUCGAGGUGGUAUCACCCCGCAUUGCCUGCACCUUCCAGGGCGUCCUGCUGCGCCUCUCCACCCCCUUCACCAUUCGGACCCGGCCAGAGGGUGGCAGCACUGGCACCAAGGAGAAGGUGAUGGAGAUCAAAGGUCAGAUGAUCCACGUGCCAGAGUCCAACUCCAUCAUGUUCCUGGGCUCUCCACGCGUGGACAAGCUGGAGGAGCUUAUGGGUCGCGGGCUGCACCUCUCCGACAUCCCGAUCCAUGAUGCCACGCGGGACGUCAUCCUAGUGGGCGAGCAGGCCAAGGCACAGGAUGGCUUGAAGAAGCGCAUGGACAAGCUGAAGGCCACACUGGAGCGCACGCACCAGGCCCUGGAGGAGGAGAAGCGGCGCACUGUGGAGCUGCUGUACUCCAUCUUCCCGGGCGACGUGGCGCAGCAGCUGUGGCAGGGCCAGGCGGUGCGCGCGCGCAAGUUUGAUGAUGUCACCAUGCUUUUCUCAGAUAUCGUGGGCUUCACCGCCGUGUGCGCCCAGUGCACCCCCAUGCAGGUCAUCAGCAUGCUCAAUGAGCUCUACACGCGUUUCGACUACCAGUGCGGCAUCCUCGACGUCUACAAGAUCGAGACGAUUGGUGACGCCUACUGUGUGGCUGGCGGACUUCACCGGAAGAGCGACUGUCACGCCAAGCCCAUCGCCCUCAUGGCGCUCAGGAUGAUGGCUCUUUCUGAGGAGGUGCUCACGCCCGACGGGAAGCCCAUCAAGCUCCGGAUCGGCAUCCAUUCUGGUUCAGUUCUGGCUGGCGUCGUGGGGGUGAAGAUGCCAAGAUAUUGCCUGUUCGGGAACAACGUGACCUUGGCCAGCAAAUUCGAGUCGGGAUCCCACCCGCGCUGCAUCAACGUCAGCCCGACCACGCACCAGCUGCUUAAGGACGACAGGGCCUUCACCUUCAUGCCUCGGUCCAGGGAGGAACUACCGGAUAACUUUCCCAAGGAGAUCCAAGGAAUCUGCUAUUUCCUGGAGGCAGGGUCGUCACAGGGAGCCGCUCCGGUGGGAUGCUCGCGAUCUACCUCCUCCGCCUCCGCUGCCCCCAUCCGCAAGGUGUCCUACAACAUCGGAACCAUGUUCCUCCGGGAGACGAGCCUGUGAGCACCCCCCGGUGGCGAGGCUGCGCUGCUCACUUAGCGUUCUGCCACCAUUACUGGCUCACACUGGGCCGGUGGGCGACUGGAGGACAGGAAUGAGGAGAGACUGAAAGAAGCGCUUAGAAAUUCAGGAGCUUCUGCUCCUUCAGACUCUCCGCAUCACACAUCUGACAUUUUACUCGCAUAAUUCGGUGCCUUCUGACCACGUUUGCCGUCGGAGAGACGGAGGAUCCCUCAAGCACACCUUCACCGUCCACCGUGCCGCUGCCCAUCUAGCCUGCCUGCCUGUUGAAUGUCCGUCCGUCUGUCUUCUGGCAACAUCCAUCCCUCUUCCUCAUCUUGCUUCCCGGAAUUCCUAACACUAGGCCAGGUCAUGUGACCGCGCUUCCCCGCCCCAGAUAGGUCUGACGGGGUCAUGUGAGCAGCUCUCUGUACUUUAUGGGUCAUGUAGUCAGCUAACAAGCCCUGUUCUUAUUUGAUUCCUGUGCAAACUGCCCACUUGUGGUAGAGAAAUGCUGUAACACCUUUUAAAUAAUUGCUUUUAAAAAAAAAAAAAAAAAAAAACUACUUGGCAUAGCCCAUUACCAGAUCCAAAUCCUACUGACCAUCCCAUCCGAUAAGCUGCGAUUGGGUGGGGGGGGGGGGUGGAUAGUGUCCCUUCUGUGGAAACAUCACCACCCCGCAGUUGUCAUUCCGACAGUCCCUCUCUGGACUCCAGCGGUCUGUCUGCAGUGCCCCGUUACCCAGCGGCCUGGGCCCCCAAUCAGAGUGUACAGAUCGCUAGCCAAUAGCAGCAAAUGACAGACUCUCAGGGGGGUCAGUGCGGACCAGGAGCAGGAGGCCUGCUGAUUGGUCACUCAGAUUCAACGGUACAACAGACUGACCCCAGCUGGCCGCGGAGCCGUUCUGCUGUGUGUUGUCACAGCAUGCGCCCGCCCCCAUGACCCGGUGUCCCCUUCUCCCAUCGCACCAUUAAAGCAUCAUAGGUGUAAACCCAGUCGGGUCAUAUCAGUGUUUAAAAUGCGGUUCUGUGAUAUGGUGACGAAGAAGAACCUGGAGCUCUCAGUCUAAUUUAACUUCAUGCUCUAACAUUGGAACAGGAGAUUUUGUAAACUGUACUAAAUGGACACUUAAUGCUUAUACUAAUAUAUUUUCUGUUUGCCUUUCAUAUCUGACACUGAAAUGCUGAGGUGUCUGUUUAUAAGACUCAGAUAAUGAGAUAAAACUCAGAAGGCAAGGCUACUCCACACCAGACCGAUCCCUUUAAAACGGCUCCAGCACUUGCAGGAAAGCGAAACAAAUAUAAAAAUAAAACAAAACAAAAUAAAUUAAAAGCAAAAUGCUUUACUUACCUGUUGUCAUUAUUUUAUAGAGUUCGGAGUCGAGUUUGAAACUCAAAGAAAUACGUUUCGGAUGGCGAAGUUGUCGGCCUGUGGGUCCGUCGUGCGCUGAGGUAAGGAGCCUCACAGAUUGGUUGGAUUCACGGCAGGUUCCCAGCCGCCUGUCACACACCCAGCACUGUCUGUCACCCGCCGGAGGGUGAUGGGCCGUGUAGUGAUGCCAUGAGACACCCUCGCCACUUGGUGUGCUGUAAGUACAGGUCAAUGUAGCACUGCCUGCAAGAGAAAGAGCCAAUCAGAGGCCAGCACCUGCUCCCUUAUGCGGUAGCUUAACGAUUUGUUUUCUAAUUAAAAUACGAAACGUCAGGCAGCAAUACGGAUGGACGUUGUUUCUCUUCUGUAUGGAAGCCUGCCACGCCUGAGGCUGAGAUGUGCUGUAAAAUAACUGUACAUUAUAAAAUUUGUAUCCAAUCUGACAUUUUAAGCAAUAAUGUAAGUGUUCUACUUGUGGCAAGAUAAUAAAGUUAGCGAGCAAAGCGAG